UUACCGCAUGAACACAUUUAUAAUUGUCCAUGUGCACUUAUUUGAUUUUAGUUUUUUAGAUUGGAACCCACGUGUGUGUGUGUGUGUGUAUAUUUAUGUACUUUAUAGUCUGUUUAGUGUAAGAUUGUUGCUAAGCCAACCAUAGCAUCCAAGCUAGCCACUGACGAAGGAGAUGAGUUGGCUUGAAGUAAUGUAAUGAAUGCAGCGUAACGGACGAAAUGUACUUUACUAAAGGCAGCGUGUGUAGGACCACUGGUAAGCAUGUCAAUGCGAUGUGAAGGUAUUUGCAUGUUUUACAGCUGUUGUGGUGGAAGAAGAUGCAGAGAAAUAGCAGAUCAAGAAUUCGCAGCUUGCAAGUGUUUGACACCGAGUUGAACGCUGACACCGUGGAAUGGUGUCCUGUCUCCCCCCAUCACAGCAUCCUAGCCUGCGGGACAUAUCAGCUGCAAACACAAAAAGAGGAAGAAGAUGUCCCUCCAAGGCGUACAGGUCGUUUGUAUCUUUUCAAAUAUCAAGCCGAAGCUUUGAGGAGUCCUCUCACGGAGAUACAGAGGAUAGACACACCUGCCAUUCUUGAUAUGAAAUGGUGUCAUGUACCUGCGUCAGGAAAGGUGGUGUUGGGUCUGGCAACAUCCACCGGAGAACUACAACUACACACCCUCUCUGACAGCCAGGAAGGCAGCAGCAGUCUGCAGAAGCUGAGCAGCAUGGAGGUGGGGGCCGACCGACUCCUACUGUCAUUAGAUUGGUCCACCGGGAGAAUGGACAGCAGUGACGUGCAGGCGGUGUGCAGCGACUCCGCAGGAAGUGUCAGCGUGCUUUCCUGGGAUGAAGGUGCCCUGAAGACUUCGUCACAGUGGAAGGCCCACGACUUUGAAGCUUGGAUCUCAGCCUUCUCUUACUGGGACACGCACAUGCUUUACUCGGGUGGUGAUGACUGCAAGCUUAAAGGCUGGGAUCUCAGGAUGGGACCCUCCAGCCCCACUUUCAUCAGUAAAAGACAUUCAAUGGGUGUGUGCAGCAUUCACAGCAACCCUCACCGACAACACAUCCUUGCCACUGGCAGUUAUGAUGAGAAAGUCCUGUUGUGGGAUGAAAGGAACAUGCGUCAUCCUCUCAGUGAGACUUCUUUGGGUGGGGGCGUGUGGAGGCUGAAGUGGCAUCCCACUCAGCAGCACCUCCUGCUGGCAGCCUGCAUGCACAACCACUUCCGUAUCCUUGACUGUCAACACAGCACAGAGGCCAGUGGAGGAUCAUGUGCGGUGGUGGCCUCCUACAUCCUCCACAACUCCUUGGCUUAUGGAGCUGACUGGUCUCGGCUGACGUCCUCCCCUGCCCCCACACAAGCAAAGGAAAGCCUCACAGAGGUGGGAGGCCAUCUGAAGAUCCAGUACGAGUCUCCCACCGCCAGUGUGGACACCUGCCUGGAGGACGACAGUGGACAAUACAUCCCAGAGGACAUUACGGCAUCAUCUACGGCAGGAGACGCCGUCCACCCAGAUCAUGAUGUGACUUCUUUUCUUGUAGCCACCUGCUCUUUCUACGAUCACGUGCUUCACCUGUGGAGGUGGGACUGGACUCCACCCGAUGCUUCCUCCUGAUGACACAAGUUCUAGCUUGCAACGUUAACUUACAGAUUUUAUGACACCAUGCGGAUUGUCGGCACAUAUCUACGAUAUCUAUAUCUAUGAUACUGUAUCUACAGUGCUGUGAAAUAGUAUUUGCCUCCUUCCUGAGUUCUUAUUUUGUUAUCACACAUUUAAAUAUGAGACAAAGAUAACCCAAGUCCACACAAAUGCACUUAGCCGGGUCCCCGCAGGUCCUGAAAAAGUCUUAAAUAUGACUGUUUUCAAGACCUUAUAAAAAGUCUUACAUUGUCUGGAAUGUCUUGAAUUUUUGAAAAGCGAGAUGUUCAAUUUCAUAUGGGACCUGAUGUAGACACAAAGACACGUAGCUAAGACAAAAACAGUAAGCUGGCAUUGUUCAUCCACAAACUGGAACUAUUAGUACGACGCUUAAACCAUUAAUAAACUACAAGAAAAAUAAUCAUUCACACUCUUAAAAGUCUUACUGUUUACUUGUCUGUUAAUUGUUUCACAUUCCUAAAAAUGGCAAAUGACAUGACGCCCACCUCAAAUAGAUUUUGGGCCUGUGUGAAACACUGCAGAAUUCUGCUGGAGGAAGUGUGGUGCUGUCCAGUUGAGGUGCUGCUAUUUGCCAUUUACUGUUUGAAAGGUUUCAAGGUGUUUGCAGCAGCAAGUCAGUCUUCUUGCACAGUAACACUUGCAGGCCCAAAACACAAACAAGACUGGCUCUACGGAACGCUUUCUGAUGUAAACGGGAAAGUAUUUUGUUGUUUCAGUCUUUCAUCCUUCUGGGUACCCUGAAACGUUAAAAAUCUGAUAACGCCACCCCGUGGACAAGCAAACCACUGCGUUGUAAGGAUGUUGACGUCUCUUGACCAGAAGUGACCGGUUGUAUUGAAUAUUGCUGCCUAAAAGCCAAUAUAAUAUAUUAAUAUUCGUAGUGGCAUUCUACUCUUUUGUCGUAUA
Messenger RNA from Dunckerocampus dactyliophorus (ringed pipefish), 2552 nucleotides. It is a transcript of the gene dph7, whose product is annotated as diphthamide biosynthesis 7. The coding region runs from base 318 to 1601 and encodes 427 amino acids. Gene Ontology annotation, molecular function: protein binding. The transcript has 9 exons. The record is from RefSeq and is a predicted model, not a curated record. NCBI's taxonomy places the organism in Eukaryota, Metazoa, Chordata, Actinopteri, Syngnathiformes, Syngnathidae.